AUGGAGGCCCCUAUGAAUGCAAGCUGGAGCUUCAAGUAUCUGCUGAAAAUCAGGCCUGAUGUUGCUCACCUCUUCCUGGGCCAGGUUCGUGAUCUCAGUACGAGGUAUAUAUGGGAAGAAUUACACACCUCUGCCCCCAAGGUUGCUUGUCACCAUUUGGUCUGGUUCUCUGGACGUAUCCCCAAUCACAACAUUAUUAUAUGGAUGACCAUACUGAACAGGUUGCCUACUCGGGUUAGGCUCUUGCGAAUGGGCUUAGCCAUUGAAUCUGACAGAUGCUUACUAUAUGACAACGAGGCAAAUACAAAAGAUAACCUCUUCUUUGAAUGUCGAUUUGCUAAGGAACUGUGGGGUUCCAUUAUGGAACUGUGCUGCAUCUCUCGUGAAGCUAGCAGCUGGGAUGAAGAAUUGGUUUGGGCUUCUCUUCUACUCAAGGGCAAAUCUCUCAUCGUGAGAAUGCUUAAACUUGCUUGGACUAGUCACGUUUACAGCAUAUGGAAGGAAAGAAAUAGCAGAUUGUUUAGGAGUAUAGCUAUAUCAAAGGAAGAAGUGCUAGAAGACAUUAAGGAGGCCAUCUGA
Molecule: messenger RNA, 579 nt
Organism: Hibiscus syriacus
Lineage: Eukaryota; Viridiplantae; Streptophyta; Magnoliopsida; Malvales; Malvaceae
Exons: 1
Coding region: 1-579 (192 amino acids)
Source: RefSeq, a predicted model, not a curated record